AUGUUUGCAAGUAUGCGCGUCGCUAAUUCGGCUGUUAUAUUGCUGAUUGCUUUCAGCUUUACGGGGGCACUAUCGGAGGAAAGUGCAUCGGAUAAUGUUCCCGAUGUUAUCGAUUCAGACACUCUGACAACAGGAAUAUCAGAAGGAUCGACGGAAAAAGACGAUGACAAACCGAUCGGUGUGAUCUAUCUGUUCAAUCUUUUCAAAAUUCCAAGGACGAAUCCUGAACAGGAUGUCUUAAAAGAGGACAAUAACAUUGAAACUGGUGAACAAGACGAAAAGAAUUUCAGAAAUGUUUUGGUUAUUGAAGCUAUUCCCAUUAGAGGUCCUUUGAUUUCAGAAGAUGUCACGCCGAACAACGAAGAUGAGACGGUUGCUAAGUCUCAGAGCCCAGAAGCAUCCGAGACGGAAUCUGAAAAUACUGAAAUAAAGAACGAAGAAACUGAUGUGAUCACCGAAGAUGUAAACGUGGACGCAUCUACACCAUUGCCAUUAUUAAGAGCAAAACGUCACCAUUGCAAGAAGUGCGGAGGUGGUUACAGUGGUUACGGUGGCGGAGUACCAUACGGCGGUGGCGGCUAUAGCAACUACGGUAGCGGUUAUGGCGGCGGAUACAGUGUUCCGGCUAAGAUUGAGGUCUACAAAGUGGUUCCUGUGAGCACGGGCUAUGUUGGGUACGGCGGUGGUGGCGGACAAGGAUAUGGUGGACAUGGAUAUGGACACGGUGGCGGCGGCGGUGGAUACCCAAGUUAUCCAAGUUAUCCCUCUUAUGGAGGUGGCGGUGGCGGUUGCAAGAGCGGUUGCGGCGGAGGUGGCGGCGGAUAUCCUGGAAACAGUUAUGCAAGCAGUGGUUCUUACAGCCAGGCUUCAAGCAGUAGUUGGAGUAAUGCUGGUUCUUCUGGAUGGGGUAGAUAAAACAUCCAGCACAAGAAAUCAAAAAGUUUAAAUAUUCAUCUGAUGUUGAAAAUAUUCUAAACGAACUGAAAUAAGUUAAAGAUUAGAGAUGAUGUUACUAGUUGUAAUGAUUUUGUUAAUUAAU
This is a messenger RNA of Ctenocephalides felis (cat flea), 1039 nucleotides long. RefSeq names its product ATP-dependent RNA helicase DED1-like. NCBI's taxonomy places the organism in Eukaryota, Metazoa, Arthropoda, Insecta, Siphonaptera, Pulicidae. The record is from RefSeq and is a predicted model, not a curated record. Bases 1 to 915 code for a protein of 304 amino acids. The transcript has 6 exons.